This is a messenger RNA of Carassius carassius (crucian carp), 789 nucleotides long. RefSeq names its product endonuclease domain-containing 1 protein-like. Bases 1 to 789 code for a protein of 262 amino acids. NCBI's taxonomy places the organism in Eukaryota, Metazoa, Chordata, Actinopteri, Cypriniformes, Cyprinidae. Gene Ontology annotation, molecular function: metal ion binding; hydrolase activity; nucleic acid binding. The transcript is spliced from 2 exons. The record is from RefSeq and is a predicted model, not a curated record.
AUGAGUGAAGUUGUAGAUACAUUUGAUAAAUGCAAACAGUUCUUCUUGAACAAUAAGGCUCCAGUCUUCACACCAGAGGACGUCUCUCUCAAGUACAUCUGUCAGUGUCUUUGGGAUAACAAAGGGCAGCCAAUUUAUCUUUAUGCAACUUUGUACAGCACGAGUCUGAAGAUCCCCGUCUUCUCUGCGUAUGUGUAUAACCGCAACAAAACCAUUGGGAGAUGUGACGCCUGGUACAUUGAACCUCAGCUGGAUGUACCUUCUACCACUGAUCAAUGUAUGAAGUCCAAAGGCAAUAAUAAACAUAUUGGCACUAAUCAGGCUCUGAACAGCGACUAUGAGAAAUCUGGCUAUGACAGAGGUCAUCUCUAUCCUGUGCUUCACACCAACAAUCAUCUGUCAAUGCUGGCCACAUCCACACUGACCAACGCAGCUCCGCAGGAUUCAGAUUUCAAUCGUAAUACAUGGCUGAAACAUGAGGAAGCUGUAAUAAAUGACCUGUACUCCUGUGAUAAGGAGGCGUAUGUGGUAACUGGUGUAGUUCCUGACAUGGACGCCCCUAAACUGAAUAAUAGAGUCUAUGUGUCAAAGUAUUACUGGAGAGCCACCUGCUGUCAGAAAGGCACUCAGUACACAGGGAUGGGCUACUAUGGACCAGACAAGAAAAAUGAAGUGAAGACUUUAACAAUAGAAGAUCUUAACACUAAGCUCCAAGAAUUUUACAGAGGUCCAACUCCCAUUUCAAUUUUCAAUUGUCAAAAACCGGAAAGAAAACGUGCGCGGGAAUAA